AUGAAAUGGGGGAGAAAGACACCUUCACCACCUUCAUUUGGUAGCUCAGUCAUCACUCGAGUAUUCCCAGGUUCUUGGUUUUCUAAGUUCAAACAGACAAGCGGCGGUCUCGACUCUGUUUCAGGGAAGAAGCAACAGAGAGGGAAGCUAGAUUUUUCGACUGUGAAUUCGUCGUUGCCUGCUGGCUGCAGACAAGGCAGAUUCUACAGGUUGGAUGAUGACGCGUACUGGACACUCUCGUUCCGCAAAGACAGAGGAGGAGGUGAAGGCAAGAGGAGGAACAGCAGAAUCAACCCUCUCUGGUAUGAUUCUGAUGAGGAAUUUCUUGUUGCAGUGUCCAGUUUGAGUCCAAGAAGAGGAUUGGAGACCAUCCCCGAAAUAGACACGAACGAGAUGAAACAAGAGCGAUGCAAUGGCAGCGUUCUUCGUCAGAAGAAACGUGAUCAACUCAAGAAAGACAACACAAAUGUUCGACGCUCAAGAAAAUUGAGAGGCAGAGUUGAGAGGAAGAAGCAAGCAGAACUCGGAACAGGGCUUCAUCAAGGAGAAAAAGAGUCAUCAAAUCCGGAGGAAGAACAAGAACCAACACAGCUGCAGAAAACAGAUCAAGUGAAAGAGGAGUCUUAUGAUUCAGCAGUUUCUAAUUCAAGAAACCAUCAAAAUAUCUUCUUCCAGAGUUCUGAUGGUGAAGAUUACCAGGAUGGCAAGGAGAGUGCUGCUACUUCUGAGAGAGUAUCAGCUUUCAAUUGCCAAAAUCUGGAAAACAUGAAAAUUGAGGAAUUUAAGGUGAAAACUGAGGAGUUUCAGAAAGAGUCUGCAUACAUAAGCAGGAGAUUUCGUUGCAGAAAAGUAAAGCAGAACCGGAGGAAAGCUCGUGGCUCGAGAUUGAAGAAGAAAGAGAGGGAAGAGGAAGCAACAGAGAGCUCCACCAUCUACAACAGUUUCGCAGUGGUGAAGAGUUCCUUCAAUCCACAGCAGGACUUCAGAGAUUCGAUGGUGGAGAUGAUCGAGGAAAAGGGAAUAAGGCGUCGCGAAGAGCUCCAAGAACUAUUGGCGUGCUAUCUGACACUGAAUAGCGAUGGACACCAUGAUCUCAUCAUCAAUGUCUUCCAGCAGGUAUGGUUUGAGCUGAGUUGCAUUGAAGAAUGA
Salvia miltiorrhiza (redroot sage) is the source of this 1149-nucleotide messenger RNA. Its product is annotated as transcription repressor OFP5-like. Gene Ontology annotation, biological process: negative regulation of DNA-templated transcription. The record is from RefSeq and is a predicted model, not a curated record. The coding region runs from base 1 to 1149 and encodes 382 amino acids. Lineage: Eukaryota; Viridiplantae; Streptophyta; Magnoliopsida; Lamiales; Lamiaceae. The transcript has a single exon.